Paramuricea clavata is the source of this 2545-nucleotide messenger RNA. NCBI's taxonomy places the organism in Eukaryota, Metazoa, Cnidaria, Anthozoa, Malacalcyonacea, Plexauridae. The record is from the annotation of a GenBank genome assembly.
AUGAUGUCGAACCGUGUCAACGACACAAAUGAAGGGACACCAUGUUCAAAGAAAAGUAGGGUGAAACCUGAGACUGUUAAAAAUUGGGUCACGCGGUUUGAUAAAGAGUUUCAAACGUUUUCAUGGUUGGACUACUCAACCGAGAAGGAAAAAGGCAUAAAUGUUGUUACACAGUUGAAGUGUAAAAUUUGUAAGAAAUACAGGAAGCGAAUAACAGGCUGCAGAAAUUUUAGCGAUAAAUGGGUAGUAGGAGCUAGCAGUGUUAAAACAUCAAGUGUUAGAGAGCAUGCUAUGUCAGACCAGCAUGUCCAUGCCAUGAAUGUGCAAAAUAAAGAAUUCGCCCGAUCUGAAGGAAAGUCCCUUGUUCCUAGAGAAGCCCCGAUUAUACAAGCUCUGGAAAACCUUUCAAAUGAAGAGCAGGAGAGAAUGAAGAUAAAAUUUGACGUGGCAUAUCUCGUGGCAACAGAGCAAAUGGCUUUCUCAAAGUACCCCAGUAUCUGUGCUCUAGAGAUACGACAUGGUGUAGAUAUAGGCCAGUCUUACCUGAAUGCUAACGCCUGCAAAGAGUUUGUUCACUGUAUUGCUGAUAUUGAGAAUGAGGACUUGAUAUCUGCAGUAGCACAAGCAAAGUUCUUCUCUCUGUUAAUUGAUGGCUCAACAGACAAGAGCAACGCAGACAAUGAGGCUACUCUUGUUGUAUGGUUUGAUCCGGAAGGUGAAAAUGAAAAGGUUUGUACCAAAAUUGGAUAUUUGAAUAUAUAUAUUAGAUAUUGAAGUUGAAUCACUGGAUGGUGACAAUGUUGAUGAUGAAGCAAUUGAUCCAGGAGUGGUCUCUCGUGUAACCAACACAAAUAGCAACAGAAAGUUGGUAGGCAUAGGCACAGAUGGUGCUUCCAGCAAUGUAGCAGCUCGAGGAUUGAAGGGAUUGGUAGAACAGAAGCUACCAUGGAUUUUUUGGAUGUGGUGCUUGGCACACCGGCUUGAACUGGCAAUUAAAGACGCGCUCAGGGGAACCUUCUUUGACAGCAUUGACGAAAUGCUUUUGCGCCUUUACUAUGUGUAUGAGAAAUCACCAAAGAAGUGUAUAGAACUUGAAUCCCUCUGUGCUGACCUAAAAGAAUGCUUAGAAUUUGAUGAAGAUGGAAUAAGGCCAGUGAGAGCAAGUGGAACACGAUGGGUGAGCCACAAGGUAAAAGCAAUGAAGAGAGUAUUGUCAAAGUAUGGUGCAUAUAUAGCUCAUCUUACAUCCCUUUCAGAAGAUAAAUCUGUGAAAGCAGCUGACCGUGCCAAGCUAAAGGGAUACCUCAAGAAGUGGGUAAAUGCCAAGUACAUCCUUGGGUGUGCAGCAUUUGUUGAUCUGCUAACCCCAUGUGCCACAUUCUCCAAGUCAAUGCAAAGUAAUGACCUGGACAUUCUGGCAGCUAUCAGCCAUAUUAUCAAGACCCUGAAUGAAACAAACAAGCUCACUUCCAAGCCCCUGGAGCAAUGGAAAACCUAUUCUGAUACACUAAAGAAGGUACAACAAGACGAGAAAGGCCAGUCAGAGUACCAGGUAAAACAUUCAUGUCUUCAAAUUUAUAAAUUUGAAUUAUAUUAUAAAAUUUUAUAUUAUUUACUUUAUAUGAUUGAAUAAUGUUAUAAUGUAAUAGUUUGCUCUAAUUGCCUUGCGUAUUUUUCUUAUUUCUAGACACAGAUUCUCACGAAUGUGGAAGGAGCCAAGACGUUCUUGCUCCAGAAUUCCAGAUCUUAUUGCAAUGCUGUGACAACUUGCAUCAAGUCCAGGUUAUCGUGGUCAGACUUGCAGCAUCUGCGAGAUAUCAUCCUUGUGUUGGCAACUGUUGGGUGGGAGAAAGUAAUGGAUAAGCUGGAUGCUCAUGGAGACCAAGAGGAAAUUGAUGACACAGACCGUGAAGAUCCUCUGAAUGCCAUAGACAGGCUUGUAGAAGCAUACAAGGUUCCAUUGGAAGGAGCAGGUGCUGAAGUCGACCAGGUUCGCGUAGAGUUUGAAGCUAUGAUGGCAUAUGCUGUCCAGUUUAUCUCCCUUUCCACUUUAGACUACCAGAGUGUCUGGUGGCGCAUGUUCCAUGCACCUGACAAAUCUGAGUGGUCCAACAUACUGAUCCUUGCCAGUCUUCUCUUUUCCCUACCAGCGUCAAAUGGCACAGUUGAAAGAGUAUUUUCACAACUGAAUUGUAUCAAGACCAAGAAGCGGGCUUCCCUUAGUAGCAACAGCCUAGAUGAUCUUCUUACACUUUGUACUGGAAAGAGAAAGCUUGACGACUUCUCACCCGACCGUGCUGUACGACUUUGGUGGCAUACAAAGCAUAGAAGACCCAACCAAAGUGUACGAAAGCAAUACGUGCGUAGAAAUUCAAAUGUAAAUCGAAAGCCGGCAUCAACAUCAGCAUCUACCACCAGUACUGGCAGUAAUAAUGUUGAUAGUACCACUACUGAUAGCGAUAGCGGUGAAGAGCAGAGUAAGAGUUUGUUGGAUGACUGGGAUCACUGGAUGAGAGAAUCAGAUGAUAGCGAUGAAGAGCUGUAA